AUUGUUGGUCGAAGUUUGAUUCUUUAGUGCGUCUGUGUGGUGGUGGUGGUGGUUGUUGUUGAAAAGAUGUUUCAGUUUCAUCCACAAGGAACUCAAAAACAGAGUUGUACUCUGCUUGCUGUCACCGGUGGCUCUGAGCAGAAGCUGCCACCACCACAGGAUCAGCUCAAUUAUCCAUUCCCUCAGCUGGUUUCUUCAGGGCGUCUUGAGGUUCAAGUCCUGAGCAAUCCUGAUAAGGAGCAGUUUCGGAAAGUUCUGGAUACAUAUCAGCCAAAUUUUGUUUACUUACAAGGGGAGCAGCUAGCCAAUGGUGAAGUUGGUUCGCUGGUUUGGCAGGGUGUGAAAUUGUCUAAUCCUGACGAUAUAACAGAGCUCUUUGGUUCCACAUUGCCAACUGCUGUUUAUUUAGAAAUACCAAAUGGAGAAGAUUUUGCAGAGGCUCUUCAUGUUAAGGGAAUUCCGCAUGUGAUAUUCUGGAAGAAUGCGUUUUCUUAUUUUGCUGCCUGCCAUUUUCGUCAAGCAUUUCUUUCAGUGGUCCAGAGUUCAUCUACACAUACAUGGGAUGCUUUCCAUCUUGCACGUGCCUCUUUUGAGUUUUACUGUGUUCAAAACAACCAUGUACUUCCUACUGACAGCAAUGAUGCUGAUAGUGAGAUGGGGCCACACCUUAUGGGUGACUGUCUCAAAAUUAACAUUGACCCUCCUGAGGUGGCUGAAGAAGAUGACGACGAUGAUGAAAAUUCCUCAGGCGAUCUUCCUGCUAUAAAGAUACAUGAUGAUGAAGUGAACUUGAGAUUUCUCAUUUGUGGUGCACCUUCUGGCGUUGACGAGUCAUUGCUGAGAUCGUUGGAGGAUGGACUCAGUGCUCUCUUAACUAUUGAAAUCCGUGGUUGCAAGCUCCAUGGCAAGUUUAGUGCACCCCCACCACCUCUUCAGGCAGCUGCUUUUUCUCGUGGAGUUGUUACCAUGCGAUGUGAUAUAUCUACCUGUAGUUCAGCACAUAUCUCUCUUCUGGUAUCAGGCAGUGCACAAACGUGUUUCAACGAUCAGCUCUUGGAGAGUCAUAUAAAAAAUGAAAUAAUUGAGAAGAGUGAAAUAGUUCAUGCACAACUCAACGACGGGAACAAACAGAGUUAUUCCGAACCUCGCAGAUCUGCUUCAAUUGCUUGUGGAGCACCUGUAUUUGAAGUUUGCAUGAAGCUUCCUCAAUGGGCCUUGCAGAUUUUGAGACAGCUAGCACCUGAUAUUUCUUAUCGAAGUUUAGUUGCACUUGGCAUUGCUAGUAUUCAGGGGUUGCCUGUAGCAUCUUUUGAGAAAGAUGAUGCUGAGCGCUUACUUUUCUUCUAUCAAGGCUGUGAUAAAGAUAGCUAUGCAAACAAUACGAUUUUCAGCAGUCCUCCUGGUUGGUUGAAACCACCCCCUCCUACUAGAAAGAGGUAUGAACCAACCCAAGGAGCAAGUCUUGCCCUUCAUGAUGGCGCCUUUACAGGGGAUGGUGCUGUUCGAAAAGUAGACGAAGAAGAAAGGGAUGGGAAAAUGGCAAAUGGGAUCAGCACACCCUUAACUCCAGCUAGGCAGAGAUUGAAAGUAUCAGCAAUGAGGCCAAUUCCUCAUGUUCGUCGCCAUAGAAUGACACCUUUUAGUGGACCUUCUCAGACAGAUGGUUUUGAUGGUGCCCCGGUUGAGCCUCAUUUUCCUAUUGUUGUCCCUGCAAAGAGGAGUAGCAUUGGAUCAACUUCUGCAUCACAGAGAAAAUCAUUUUUAGGAGCCGCCCAGUCUAAGCAGGUUAUUUCAUUGAACCCAUUGCCUUUGAAGAAACAUGGUUGUGGCAGAGGCCCAGUACAGACCUGCUCUGAGGAGGAAUUUCUUAAAGAUGUCAUGGAGUUUUUAAUUAUUCGGGGACAUAACCGAUUGAUUCCCCAAGGAGGCCUUGCUGAGUUCCCUGAUGCUAUACUCAAUGGAAAACGCCUUGAUCUUUACAACUUGUAUAAAGAGGUGGUUACCAGGGGAGGAUUUCAUGUUGGCAAUGGCAUCAACUGGAAAGGACAAAUCUUCUCAAAGAUGCGCAAUUACACAACCACCAAUAGAAUGACUGGAGUUGGAAAUACACUUAAAAGACAUUAUGAAACCUACCUUUUAGAAUAUGAAUUAGCACAUGAUGAUGUGGAUGGGGAGUGCUGCUUGUUGUGUCACAGUAGUGCAGCUGGGGAUUGGGUGAAUUGUGGUAUAUGUGGUGAGUGGGCGCACUUUGGAUGUGACAGAAGACAGGGGUUAGGGGCAUUCAAGGAUUAUGCAAAAACAGAUGGGCUAGAAUAUAUAUGUCCUCACUGUAGUGUUACAAAUUUCAAGAAGAAACAAAGUGUUGCUAAUGGGUAUUCUCAAGGGUCAAUGUCGUCGCGACCCCUUUGAUACGGUUUGGCCUCUCCCCUUUCUCGGAAUGGCUGGCAAUUAGUUCCUUUUCUUGGAAUUUGUCUGUAACCAUAAUGUUUUAGAUUAGAUUAGUGAAGUAUAGGCGAAGAAAAUUUGAGAAUUAGAGUCAAUUAGGUUUAAGCAACACAGGUUUUAUUAGGAGUAGGAUCUCCUUAACCCCCUUAUACCUUUGUUGUUGACCAAGGGGGGGACAAAUCACAAACAAAUUAGACCUUCUACCGCUUUGGUGGCCCAUCAAGCCCUCCAUUAUGAGCAGUGACUUCCAAGUUUGCUUUAUUCUCUGUCCUAUUUUGUAUUUAAAGGAAAUUGUAUAGUCAUAUUCACCGAGUAUCAUGAUAUGAAUUUUUUUUUU
This is a messenger RNA of Arachis duranensis, 2782 nucleotides long. RefSeq names its product AT-rich interactive domain-containing protein 4. The transcript has 15 exons. The record is from RefSeq and is a predicted model, not a curated record. NCBI's taxonomy places the organism in Eukaryota, Viridiplantae, Streptophyta, Magnoliopsida, Fabales, Fabaceae. Bases 67 to 2409 code for a protein of 780 amino acids. Gene Ontology annotation, molecular function: DNA binding.